CACACUGGUUCUUCGGAGUUGCGAUAUAACUGAUAAAGAAAUGAACGACGGCAGAGACCCACCUCUGAGAGCGUUCUUCGACAGCACCUUCAAGGGAGGCGCUAACCCCAACGACUGGAUGAACAUCAUUCACGCCCCCACAUCUGGUUUCGGUUUGAGGUCGGCAAGUGGACCUGCACGUCGUCCCAGCGCGGACCAGAGGGCAUUCUACCGCGAGAAUGGAUUCCUUCUCGCCAGGGGCCUCGUGCCGCUCUCACUCAUCGACCAACUCAGACAUCGUUUGCGUGGUCUCAACUACAGAGUCGAGGAGGUGGAUACGGACAACAUCGAGGAGAAGAUCGCAGCCAGGGAAGAAGCGGAAGUAACAGCUCGCGUACUGAAAGACGUCCUCUCCCAGUUCAUCCGGGUACCCACACUGCUCGAUUGGGUGGAAGACUUCUGUGGAAAGGAUGUUCUAUCACUGGGCGCCAUGUUUGUUCGCAUCCCCCCAGCGGAAGGACAUUUUGGAGCGCGCCUUCACCAGAAUGGCUACUUCAUUCCCGUGGAAGCCGAUGAAGGCCGGGUGGUGUCCGUGUGGAGUCCGCUCGAGGUCGCCACAAGCGGGGGCGGAGUUGCAGAGGCUCUCACCGUUCUGCCAGGGACCCACAGGGGUCCUCUCCUGCAGCACGACCUCAGCGCUCACGAACAGGGUGCCCUCAUCAGCAACCCUCCCAAAGGAGUGAACUCGGUGUCUCUAGCAGUGGAACCAGGAGAUGCCAUCUUUCUCCACCCGAGGCUUCUGCACGGCUCCCAACCCAACCGAAAUGGCAGGGAGAGGACAGAACUGGUGGCUCACUAUGCAUCUGCCAAGGCUCCCUUUCAAGAGAGACCCCAUGUCAAUCAGGAUUACUGGAAGCAGAAUGUCCAGCUGGUUCGAGGUGUAUCCAGCAAUCUCUGACACUACUCGGCAAGCAUUACCUAUAUACAGAAGACAGCGUGCCUACUAAGCGUCGAUCAUUACCUCGUUUUUGUAAAUAUUAUACGUUUAUGUACAGAAUAAAGUUUAUUUAUCCGCUCUA
This is a messenger RNA of Ornithodoros turicata, 1058 nucleotides long. Its product is annotated as phytanoyl-CoA dioxygenase, peroxisomal-like. Lineage: Eukaryota; Metazoa; Arthropoda; Arachnida; Ixodida; Argasidae. Gene Ontology annotation, molecular function: phytanoyl-CoA dioxygenase activity. The record is from RefSeq and is a predicted model, not a curated record. The coding region runs from base 41 to 937 and encodes 298 amino acids. Gene Ontology annotation, biological process: fatty acid alpha-oxidation. The transcript has 7 exons.